AUGUCUCUAAUCAACAACAACUCUGAAAAUACUCCUAUUAAAAUUACCAAUUAUGUCAGACUUGGCAAUACUGGAUUGAAAGUCUCUCCACUCUGUUUAGGUUGCAUGAGUUUUGGCAGCUCGAAAUGGGAACCUUGGGUUUUGGAAGAGGAAGAAUCAUUGAAAAUCCUCAAACGUGCCUUUGAUUUGGGAAUUAACUUUUUCGACACUGCUGAUGUUUAUUCGAAUGGAGAAAGUGAAAGAAUUUUGGGUAAAUUCUUGAAGGAGAAUCAAAUUCCGAGAGAGAAUGUUGUCUUGGCCACUAAGGUAUUCUCUCCAGUGGAUCAUUCAGGUCAACAAGAGAAUAAGAUUAAGAGUUUGGGAAAGGGAAUUCCAAAUACUUUUGGAUUGUCAAGAAAACACAUCAUGCAUGCUGUUGAUUAUUCAUUGAAGAAUUUGCAAACUGAUUAUAUUGACUUGUACAUUAUUCAUCGUUGGGAUAAUAAUACUCCAAUUGAGGAAACUAUGGAAGCUCUCCACGAUUUGGUUAAAUCAGGAAAGGUCAGAUACAUUGGCGCCUCUUCAAUGUGGGCAUGGCAAUUUGCCAAGGCACAACACGUGGCCGAAAUGAAAGGUUGGACAAAGUUUGUUUCCAUGCAAAAUCUCUACAAUUUAGUGUAUCGUGAGGAGGAACGUGAAAUGAUUCCUCUCUGUAUCGAUCAAAAAGUUACUCUAACUCCUUGGUCUCCGUUAGCCAGAGGAUUACUUGCAAGAGCUAGUGAACUAAUCCGAGCCGAAACCAAUCAAGAAAAUCAAGACUCAGCAACUACAAGAGCCAAUUCAGAUUUCUAUGCCAAGGCCAUGAAGAAUUCAUUGAAGGAAAGUGAUUUGGAAAUAUUGAGAAGAGUGGACGAAUUGAGCUCCAAAAAACAAUGCACCAAUGCUCAACUUUCUCUCGCAUGGAUGCUCCACAAACCAUUCGUCUCCUCUCCAGUCAUUGGCGUUACCAAAUUGGAAAAUAUCGAAGCUAACAUUGCAGCUUGUUAUAUUCAAUUAUCAGAAGAGGAAUUGAAAUAUUUGGAGGAACCUUACCAAGCCAAAGCAGUCAUGGGAAAUCUACAAUAA
Naegleria gruberi is the source of this 1104-nucleotide messenger RNA. RefSeq lists its product as uncharacterized. The transcript has 2 exons. The record is from RefSeq and is a predicted model, not a curated record. The coding region runs from base 1 to 1104 and encodes 367 amino acids. NCBI's taxonomy places the organism in Eukaryota, Heterolobosea, Eutetramitea, Acrasida, Naegleriidae.